Anopheles nili is the source of this 742-nucleotide messenger RNA. Its product is annotated as calmodulin. Gene Ontology annotation, cellular component: myosin II complex. Gene Ontology annotation, molecular function: calcium ion binding. Lineage: Eukaryota; Metazoa; Arthropoda; Insecta; Diptera; Culicidae. Bases 152 to 601 code for a protein of 149 amino acids. The record is from RefSeq and is a predicted model, not a curated record. The transcript has 4 exons.
GCAUAUUUAUCAAAUCCCUCAAUUCAUCAGGAAAAGGUCGAAGGUUUAAAUGGUGUAUAAUAUCAUCGUGCAUUCUCCAAACGCUAAGAAAUAGAAGUGCAUACAAACGUGAACUUUUUUCGUCAACUGUGUUGCAACCCGUUCAUUUAAGAUGGCCCGUUAUUUCAAGGAACAAGAUAUUGAUGAGUUUCGUGAAUGUUUUUAUUUGUUUGCUCGCUCGGGGCACAUAACGACACUGGAUGAGCUUACGGUAAUCAUGCGGUCUCUAGGAUUGUCACCUACCAUACAGGAGUUGACUCAGUAUUUGAAGAAGAAAAACGGACGAAUGAGCUUUGCCGAUUUUCUGGAGGUUAUGCAUCAACAUUCUCGUGUAGAGAACCUUCCUGAUGAGGUUAUUCAAGCAUUUAAAGCAGGCGAUAAGAGCGGACGCGGAACCAUUCCAGCUCGCCAGCUGCGUCAUCUUCUUCAGAAUUGGGGCGAAGGGUUGUCUUAUCGUGAGGUGGAUAACAUAUUUCGUGAAGCAAACGUGUCCAGCAAUGGUCAUGUUCGGUACAGUGACUUUGUUCGUGUUGCUUGCGCUCCAGUACCUGACUAUUAUUGAGAACAUCUUCAGGCCGUUGCAUCUCAAUUGUGCAUUCUUACUUCAAAUGCCACAGGCUGCAUUCCAUCACUUCAUUCAAAACGUGCAUAUCACGUUUAGUUAUUGUUGCUCAAAAAUGAUAUAUUUUUUAUAUUUAUAAUA